CUUAAUUGUAAUUGACCGUUACAGCUAUCAAUUGAGCUUAGCUAUACCACAAUGGCAACUCCCCAAACUAAUGAAUCAGGGAAGAGUCCUGACAUUGGCACUGGAUCUGUCACUGGAUCUGUCACUGGAUCUGUCACUGGAUCUGUCACUGGAUCUGUCACUAGGUCCGCCACAGGUACCGGCACUGCCGCAGCCAGCGUUGACCAAUUAUCACUCAAUCCAACUCUAGACUUGAAAAGAAAACAAAGCACAAAAGCUGCAGCUGAAUUAACUCCAAGUGAAGAUUUAGACAUCUCCAACGUCAAAACUAAACCAGCGCCAAGAAAACCAAUUGAACCAACAUUCAGAGGUUGGAAAGAAGUUGGUAAAUAUGAAGAAAACGACGCCUUGACUGAAGAAGACGAAAAUACCGAUUUGUUAUCUAAAGGUUCUUCAAUUGAUAGCGUUUUACCCCCAGUAAUCUAUGGUGACUGGUACCAUAAUGCUGGUUAUUUGAUUGUUGGUGGAUUGUUAUCUUGGAUCGUAGGAUGGUUUAGAUUUUCAAUCGCUCCUGUGUUUUUCAUCAUGGUUGUAUUUUCAAUCUUGUAUCGUGCUUCCGUUAAAAAGUACCGUGGUGUUUUACGUGAACAAGCUCAGCGGGAGUUUUCCAUCAAAAAGAUUGAAACUGAUUACGAAUCAAUGGACUGGGCUAACUACUUUUUAGAACAAUUUUGGGCAUAUUUAGAACCUUCCAUCUCCCAAAUUGUGUGUGAUCAAGCAAAUCCUAUCAUGGCUAGUAACCCAUAUGUGCCUGCUUUUAUCAAGGCACUUUGGAUUGAUAGUUUCACUCUCGGUACCAAACCACCUAGGGUUGAAUGUGUCAAGACCAUGCAUGGUACUGCUGACGAUGUCGUUGUUAUGGACUGGGGGUUUUCAUUCACCCCAAAUUCUUUAGUUGAUGCAAACUUUAAACAGUUAAAGAGUAAAGUCAACCAGAAAACCGUGGUUAGAAUCAAGUUAUUUGGUGUUAGUAUUCCCAUUACUGUUUCUGAUGUCUCAUGCAAAGGUUUAGCCAGAGUUAGAAUGAGAAUGAUGACCUCAUUUCCUCAUGUUGAAACCAUCAAUGUUUCCAUGAUUGAACCACUCGACUUUGAUUUUAAUACUAAAAUUGGUGGUGAAUCAAACUUUUGGUGGGAAGUGUUAUCAUUACCUGGGUUAUAUCCAUUUAUUAAUGAAAUGGUUAAGAAAUAUGUUGGUCCUAUGCUUUUCAGCCCUCUUUCUUUCCAAUUGAAUGUUCAACAAUUAUUAUCUGGUAAUGCGUUGAAUUCUGCUAUUGGUGUGCUUGCUAUUACAGUUGAUUCUGCUAGAGGAUUAAAAGGAUUUUCUAGUAUUGGUAAUACUUUAGAUCCAUACUUGACUUUUGGCUUCAAAUCUGAUGUUUUGGCUAAAUCUACCACCAAGAGUGAUACCAAAGCUCCUGUUUGGAAUGAAACUUUUUACUUGCCUGUUACUUCCUUGUCUGAACCAUUACACAUCUCGGUUGUUGAUUUCAACGAUUUUAGAAAAGAUCGUGAAGUUGGUGUCAUUUUAUUUGAUAUUGAAUCCUGUGUUGAUAAUCCAAAACAAUCUGGUUUGUCUGCUCCUUUCUUGAGAAAUAAUAAGCCUGUUGGUGAAUUGAGUUUUGCUAUUCAAUAUAUGCCAACUUUGGAGCCUAUCAAACAAGCCGAUGGUGCUGUUAUCCCACCACCCGAUUUGAAUACUGGUAUUGCUUCAAUCACAAUUGAAGAAGCAAAACAAUUGAGAGGAGGCGACAAGGGUGUAUCCGCUUAUGCCGAACUUAAAUUGAACAAUGACUCUGUGUUAAAGACUAAUUUGAUUAAGAACUCCAAUUCACCUGGAUGGGGAUCAUCAACCGAAGAAAUUAUUUUCAACAAGGCCAAGACUAGAGUUAAGGUUUUAAUUAAGGACAAGAAUGAUCGUGUUAUUGGACAAGUCAAUACUAACUUGAACUCCCUUAUUGAUGCUACUCAGGUUGACCAAACCUGGUUCCCAUUGAGCAAGGGAGGAGAAGUUAGAAUCACCACUAAUUGGAAACCGGUCUCUAUCGAAGGUGGUUCAGCUGGUGUCGGGUAUGCUCCUCCUAUUGGUGCCGUUCGUAUUUCUAUCAAGGAUGCGGAAGAUUUGAUCAAUUUGGAAACAAUUGGUAAAGUUGAUCCAUACGCUAAGAUCUUGGUUAAUGGUGUUGAAAGAGCCCGUACUGUUGCCUGUGAAUCUACCUUGCACCCCACUUGGAAUGAAAUUCAUUAUGCUACUGUCACAUCGCCAAAUCAAAAGUUGACCAUUGAAGUGAUGGAUGUUGAAGCCCAUUCACCAGAUCGUACCUUGGGUUCAUUUGAUGUCAAAUUGACUGAUAUUAUUCAAAAGGAUGAAACUGGUCAUUAUAUUGAAUAUAUUGACACAAAGCCAAGAACUUCCAAGUUGAUUCAUAAAAAGGGUAUGAAAGGUUAUGUUCAUUAUUCGAUUUCGUUUUAUCCUGCUAUUCCAGUGAUGAGUUUACUGGAAAUUAAAGAAGAGGAAGAAGAGAAGAAGAAGGCCGAACAAGAAGCUGCUGCUGCUGCCGAAGCUGCCAAGGCAGAAGGUAAAGAACCUGGUGCUAAGCCAGCCGCCAAGGAAGAUGACGAUGAAGGAUUUGGUGAUGUCAUGGAAGCAAAAGAAAAAUUAACUUUAGAGCAAUUAAUUGAACAUACUUCCGGUGUUUUUGUUUAUGAAAUAAUUGACGGUACUUUAAGUAAAGAUGAUGUUUUCUUGCAAGCAUUCUUUGACAACAAUAUGUUUAACAAUUUUGUCACUACUGAAAUUAAACGUAAGAAAGCCAAGCUUGGACUUACUGGUGAUGCUGUUAUCCCUGAACUUGAAUGGUCACAAGCUACUUUCAGACUUGUUAAGAACAACGAUGACAAUAGAGCUGCCAAGGCAAUUGCUGAAACCUCUAUUCCUACCUUGCAGUUAUUGAAGAAUGCCUAUUCUAAACCAACCAAGAUAAAACUUUCUGGUGCCGGUGAAGCAACAUUUACUGUCCAAUGUUCAUGGAUUCCACUUGUUUACCAUGCUGGAAUUCCUCCACAGGAUAGUAUCAACAAUGCCGGUAUCUUGACCGUUGAAGUGCUUCGAGCCGAGGGACUUCCUGCCGCUGAUUCCAACGGGAAAUCCGAUCCAUACGUGGAAUUGUUUCUUAAUACGGAAAAGAAGUCUUUCCACAAGACCAAGAAAGUUAAAAAGACACUUAGUCCAGAAUGGAAUGAGAGUGGCGAAGUUGAAGUUGCCAAUAGGUAUGAUUCUGAUAUAAAAUUAGUUUGUAUGGAUUGGGACAUGGCUGAAAAGGACGAUUUGCUAGGCACAGGAUAUAUCCAUUUGAAAGAGUAUGACACUACACGUGGUCCUGUGGAAGCUGAAGUACCAUUGUUUGGCGAGAAUGGUGAAUCUGCUGGUAAAGCGUUUGUAAGACUUUCAUUCAAGACGCAAUUUGUUAUGAAUGUCAAGGCCAGAGGUACUGCCGCAAUUGGCUUAACUACUGUGGGAAGUGUUGGUGCAGGUGUUGGUAAAGGUGUUACCAAAGGUGUAGGAACUGUAGGUAAGGGAAUUGGUAGUGGAAUCAAAGGAAUCAGAAGAGGAUUGCGUUUAGGAGGAGGCAGUAGUGGUAGUGAUUAGUUGUUAACAUUUUCUAUAUAGUCAAUUUAUACCAUAUGCGUUUAAGUAUGAGACAUUUUUUUUUAAAAAAA
Spathaspora passalidarum NRRL Y-27907 is the source of this 3758-nucleotide messenger RNA. Its product is annotated as tricalbin. The record is from RefSeq and is a predicted model, not a curated record. The transcript is spliced from 2 exons. Lineage: Eukaryota; Fungi; Ascomycota; Pichiomycetes; Serinales; Debaryomycetaceae. Gene Ontology annotation, molecular function: lipid binding. The coding region runs from base 52 to 3687 and encodes 1211 amino acids.